CACCCCCGUUUGGAGGAGGGAGCGAACCAGGCCGUCAGGCUGUAAGAGACACCAGCACGUGCUCGCUCCGCCGCCUCGUGUCCUGCCCAAGCUGGCCGAUGGCGGCCGCGGCGCCGGUGUACCGGCGGGUGCUCAAGGCGGUGCAGAAGCACGUCGGCGGGGGCGCUUCCAAGCAGCACUUCCGGGACUUCGUCGCCGCCGAGUUCCGCGCCCCCGCCGGCACGGAGGCCGACGCCAGGGCGAGGCUGCGGCUCGCCGGGGACUACGCCUACCUCCUCACCAGCGUUCAUCACCACAAGGACCUGCUAUUCUCAUACAACAUUGCUGUGGACCGAUCUGAUGAAAUGAAGAAGAUAUUGAACAAAUCUGCUGCCAGUGUAGGCCUUCAACUUCCAGAUGUCUACCAGCCUUGAGGGCUUCUUUUGUGCACUUGUUGCAGAUGGAGCAGUGCGAGGAUCGUGGUGGGCGGUACCGCAGACAGGUCUCGCAAAACUUCACCUUCACUGCGAAGCCAUUCACAAUGACAUCCUUGGCCCGGCGAAACCUCAUCUGUGGGGUUCUCCCAUCGCUCCAGUCCAUGGAUGGUGUGUUGGAGCCAAGCAGUAAUUCAUCAGCUUCAGGUGGUGUUCUUGUGUUCCUUGGCACUAUUCCUGGGUCUCUUGCAGAUGUCAUGAAGAGGAAGACCAGGUCCUGCAUUUGAGGCCAAGUUGAACCAGAUUAUUUCUGCUUUAGGCUAUUGUGGCAAUUGGUAUGUUUAAUCUUGAAGAAAUGUUUGGUCACAGAUUCAGAUAUCAAGUCUGAUAUCAUUCUGGAAUCCAUGAUAGUUGCUGGGGACGACAAUUGACAAAGAUGGUCCUAAAAACUACUAUCCUAUGCUGUAGUAGCAACUUGAUGGCAGCAUGGAUACUGACCAUAAUCGUGGUGAUGAUGACUAUCAACAACGCUGCUCGAUGCAUAUGCUGUUGGCCAGUACUACUAGAGCGGUGGAAUUUGGAUUCCAUCUGGUAGCAGAAGAUGAUGGUCGGGGCGAUGAUGAGGAAGGUCGUGAGCAGCAGGGAUGCGGCAUCUGGUCCGAAUAUCAGCCGGCCACCGCACAGGAAUAUCUGCAGAUUGAGGAAGCUGUUUUGUCAGUAAAUUCUGCUCAGUUGGUGGCAAAUCAUAUGAAGUUUGUAGAGCAGGCAAUCUAUCAAAGGAGAGAAGAAGAAAGGAGAAUUGAACAGUCGUGCAUACGUUGUGUCCCUUCCAGGCUUGGUACAGCCUCCUGGGUUUGGCCUCCAGCUGCUGCGGUGGUUCAUCUUCAGGCUCUGGUUUCAUGACGAUUCGCCGCUGUUGUGUGAAGUUCGGCUUCUCUCACAAGUCAUGGCAUGGUGAUGAGAAGGAAAUGUGUGUCUGCUUUGCUUUCAACGGAUGGCCAGAGCAGAAGCAUUGUUGUUGCCGUAGGAAGGAGUACGGAUAAUUCAUAAUUGGCGCGCUUGCUGUACUGCGUGCCAAUAACUGGAUUACCUUUUUUAAUUUAAGGAGUUCCCAAGGACGGAACAAGGGAUGCCCUGUGCUGUGAGCAUACAGGCAUAGGAGUUAGGCUGCUUCAUUUUGUCCUGUCCCGUCCAGCUCUCUUGUGUUAGGUUGCGUGUAACUUGGUUGACAAACGCCAGUCUAGUCCUGCGCUCCUGCCGCGAUCCCCGUUGGAAAUGGAAGCUGGUUUGCCAAUUCACACAGACAAGUGCACGCCGGCCAAAAGGUAAGAACUGAGGGCAGGGCUCUCUGCUCUCUCUCGAGUGGCAGUUAGUAACUGUAAACUACAGAUACACUUGUUUGGUUGGCUGGAAUUGUCCUGGUACCGUAUAGUUAUAGUAUAAUAAUGUUAGGAUGUGGCUAAUUUACAGCCGGCCGUAAAUUAGGCCGGCCGUAUGGCCCCUCCUUUUUUUGGAAAAAAGACAAAUUAUGUUGGAUGUGGCUAAUUUACAGCCGGCCGUAAAUUAGGCCGGCCGUACGGCCCCUCCUUUUUGGAAAAAAGACAAAUUAUGUACGGACACUUUUCCUUUUCUAGUAAAAAGCUGUAAUCAAUCAAUUACAAUAGAAGUUGAUGAUGUGCUGUA
Molecule: messenger RNA, 2096 nt
Organism: Panicum virgatum (switchgrass)
Lineage: Eukaryota; Viridiplantae; Streptophyta; Magnoliopsida; Poales; Poaceae
Exons: 3
Coding region: 99-413 (104 amino acids)
Source: RefSeq, a predicted model, not a curated record